AUGGUCGAGUGCAGGCGAAUAUGCGCAAACCACGGCGUCAAGGCAGUGUGCAUUAUCGACAGAGAGCUAGUGUGCAUCUCCUUUGGAAAUAUAAUAAAAAUAAUAAACGUAACAACUGUAGAUGUGCUUCUACAAUGUGCAGCCUCAACAAGCAGCAACAUCUACGGAUUGACAUUUCAAAGGAGGUCCCAAAACGGUGGCAUAUUAAUUGCCCAUGGGGUGCACAAAAUUUAUUGCUAUAGGCUAAAUAUUUCUUCAAAUGGUAAAACUUGUGCUUUAAAACUUGUUACUAAGUACUGUACAAACAAAUGGAUACUACGGGCAAAGUUUUUGCUCCCUACUUAUGAAAAUAUCGAUGAGAGAUAUUACGAUGCGAAUGUGAAAGGAACUCGUGCCACAACGGAUAAUCGCAAUGUGAUUCUUCUAUGCUUAAGCAAUGGAAGUAUUGUACUACUGCACAUUUACAAAGGGAUCAGCUCGCGGAAGUAUAAGUUCAGGGGAAUACACCUCCUAUACAGUGCAGACAUUUCCAUUGAUGAGAAAAAAAAAGUGUACAAAAUUGAGGUAGCUGGAGGAACCCCUUUCAACAAAAUAUUAUUAUGGAAUUUCAAAUUGAGAAAAAACAAAAAAACUGUAAAAUUUUGUCUUCCCAAAAAAAUCACUUCGUUGGAACAUGCUCAAGAAUUAGCGGGACACAGAGGAAUUAUUUUUAAGGUCAAGUUUUUUGGAAAGCACAAAUAUGUCGGUUCCGUCUCGGAUGACAGAGAGGGGCGCAUAUGGAGACGGAUGUGUGUACAAGCGCAAAAGGAGCACCCCGUUAUGAACACACAAAACGGAAACGAGUUGACCCAGCGCAACCUCGACCGCUGCCACGCUCACAAGCGCUACUACUACUACCACUACUACCACUACCAAUGUGUUAGGGUACUAACUGGGCAUGACGCCCGCAUAUGGGACAUCGACAUGGGAGUGUUCAACAAGAAGGUUUAUUUCAUGACAUGCAGCGAAGACUCAACUUGCAUUGUCUACGAAAAAGGGAAUCCCCAGAAUUACUUCCAAUUCGGCAACAAUAACGGAAGCACCGUCAGAUGUAUCUGCUUCCACGCACCUUUGGGGGUGAUCAUUUCGGGUAGUGACAAUGGCACUGUGCAUAGUACCCCCUGUGACCAGUUAUCAAACGACUCGAGCAAGCAGUACACACGUGCAAAGGACCUGGUGGCGCAAAAUGACUCCAUCCACUUUGUAGUCGACUAUUUGGAGGAAAAACUGAAAAGGAGUAACGACUGGAUCAGGUCGGUAAGUCACGUAAAUUUAUACGACAUAAUAAUCAGCACCAAUGCAGGACGCAUAUACAUCUUUAAAACGAAAGACACGAAAAACAUAGAAGUGUUGUUAAUUUAUGAGGAGGAAAAAAAAAACUACUUCUUGACGUGCAUGGAUUUUCAUGGCUUGGAUUAUAUAUGCCUCGGAUUUAGCAACGGAUUUUGCUGCUUCAUUUUUUUAAAAAAUGAAAAUGCUGCGACUGAGUUGAUAAAAUCGGGUGAACAGAACAAGGAGCUAACUUAUUUUAAGUGCUUCAAUCACCGCAUCAGUGAGAUGUGUUUGGUCCCCCUGGCAUCUGUGAAUUACGAUAGGUUGAUUUCCCGUGGGGGGUAUGACAAUGUAGAAGACGUUUUGCACGCCUGGGUGAAGAAGGAGGUAGAGGGGGGGGCCUCCGAUGGGAGCUGCCGUAGAAGCCGAUACAACAAUGGUGACCCUCGCGCAACGAGCAGCUUCUACCAAAUUGCGUAUAGCCACGAGGAGGACCCACGACAGCACAGAGAGGGCAACUCGCACGACACGCAGAGCGAAAGCAGAGUGGUGCACAUCCGUACGUUACUCCUAGCCGUUUUUGACCACACGGGAGUUAUUCAAAUAUUCAGCGCACAAAAAGGUGGACACAAAGUCGAAGCAAACAAAGUCGAAGCAAGCAAAGUCGAAGCAAACAAAGUCGAGGUAAACAAAGUCGCGCAAACAGACAUCGACGUGAAGAAUAAAAAGUCCAAAAUCAUUUCAGUGAAUUACCUUAUGAAGCAAAAAAAAAAAAAUGGGUAUCAUAUUUUUG
Molecule: messenger RNA, 2104 nt
Organism: Plasmodium cynomolgi strain B
Lineage: Eukaryota; Apicomplexa; Aconoidasida; Haemosporida; Plasmodiidae
Exons: 2
Biological process (GO): tRNA methylation
Cellular component (GO): cytoplasm
Molecular function (GO): protein binding
Source: RefSeq, a predicted model, not a curated record